AUGAUCGAUGCCAAUGAGACCAAAAUCUACCUUAACAGCUACGACAAGCACACAACCAGUGUCGGACAGUCUACUUUGCCAGUUUACGAUAUCCUCAGCGACUCUUGGGACGUUGUGAGGGCUAAAGAUCCAUUCAAUGUCUCGAAUAACCUUAAUUUAUACACCCCGGCGUCUUCUCACGAUGCCGGAGGGUCAGCAUCCUUCUUCUCCGCCAAGACCCGUGUAUUUUCAGAUUACGGUCAAGAUUUAUAUAGCGAGAAGUACCAUGGCCUGAUCACCAUCGAUGUUUCCAAUAGCUCCAAUCUGAUUUGGAAGCUCGAUCCCAGUAUACCUAUGCCAUAUCUCCCUGGAAGUACCACGCAGUAUGUGAGAUAUGGCGCCACUGGUGUUUUGGUCUCUAUAGGCGGCUGGAUUUCUCAGCCUCCGCUUGUCUCGGAAACGUUGAACUACUCUGGUCUAUAUCGCGAUGUUCGUCAAUCGCGAAGCUUCAACAGUACAUUUCUACGCAGCAUGUCGCAGAUUCAGAUCUUCGACAUUGCAGCUGGUCAUUGGAUCGAGGUGACUGCUACCGGCGAUAUACCACCGCCACGAUGUGACCUCUGUUCAGCUCUCAGCGUCGCACCUGAUGACUCGAGUUUCAUUAUAACCGUCUAUGGCGGUAUCGCAGGCAGAGAUCCUCCCUUUGCAGAUCUCUAUGCCCUGAUCAUGCCUGCCUUCCAUUGGAUCAAGAUCAACGCGUCGACUACUGAUGACAGUCUUGCUGGGCAGAAGUCUGAUGGUAGACGAGAUCAUUUUUGCUUGGCUUAUAAGGACCGUUAUAUGUUCGUUUUGGGCGGCGAAGGGAGUAUUUCGACAAUUGACAAACCUUGCACCGAUAGUCCUCCUGCGCUGAGAAUGCUGGAUCUGACUACAUUUGAAUGGCAAAACCAGGCUCUCAUCAACAAGCCGUAUGAGGUACCACAAGCAGUCAUCGACAUCGUCGGGGGAGGCCCAAGUGGCGGCGCAAACCCCACAAGCUCAUGGCAACAAGUGCUUGGGGAAAAUAUUGGCUUGUUCAACAAGACAAUUGCAAGGCGAGGAGCGCCAACUAUCCUGAAGACGAAGAACGAUGGUGGCGGCGCAAAUACAAAUCCUGUGUCAUAUCCCUCUGGUGGUAGAAAGGGAAUCAUCGUUGGCAGUACAAUCGGAGUCAUCGUGGGGGUUGUGAUAGGUGGUUCUUUUUCCUUCUAUGUAAGUAGGAGAAGGAAACAAUCGCGAGAAGAGAACGAUAAACGGGCCUCCCAGAAGCCAGAGCUGGAGAAUUCCAUCGGAUCGACAGCCAUUAUUCCACCAUUGGUCGAAAUUGACAAUGCUGCACGUGAGCUUGAGUUAGACGGAUCAACGUCCAUAAAAGAAGCCCCUGCUGCUGAGCAUUGCCCCGAAGUCGCAGGUGACUGGCAUGCUUCUGAACUCCCUGGGAGUUGA
This is a messenger RNA of Bacidia gigantensis, 1464 nucleotides long. RefSeq lists its product as uncharacterized. Gene Ontology annotation, cellular component: cell cortex of cell tip. The record is from RefSeq and is a predicted model, not a curated record. NCBI's taxonomy places the organism in Eukaryota, Fungi, Ascomycota, Lecanoromycetes, Lecanorales, Ramalinaceae. Gene Ontology annotation, molecular function: protein binding. The transcript has 2 exons. The coding region runs from base 1 to 1464 and encodes 487 amino acids.